GUCUAUGUUUAAAUGGGUCUGAAGAGUCUACAAUGUAGAUUUUUACUCGAUAUUAAUUAUUUACUACCGGUUCUUUUGCUCGAUCUCAAUUGUCUUUAUCAAAUUUCAUCAUGAACAUUUUAUGUGUUAAAUCAAUUACUUCAUAAUUGUCAUUAUGACGGAUCAAUGUACAGAAUUAAAUAUGAUUUCUAUGGAUUUAUCAGGACCUUUUUCACUGCUUCUGGAAUAAUGCAUUGCUUUGGAGAUAUUGACAUAAUCUUUUCCCAUAAUGGUUGAUCCAAAUAGUGAAGGUUAUGAGUUAAUACUACAAAAUCUAAGGAGUCUUCUUCCGAAUAAGCCAAGUUCGGAGUUAAGCUGUGAUAAUGAUAAAAUUGAGGAUAUGGUCAAUUUUUUGACAAGUCAAAAGAUUAAAUCUAUUUUUUCUAUUUGCUCGAUUUUUUUCGAUUGUAAUUCUUCAGUACGAAAACCUAAACCAAUAUUCGACAAGAGCUUCAAUUUAGCUAUUGAUGUGAGAGAUGCAUUGUCCAAAGAAUGGAUUGAUGAAGCCCAAAGAUUGUGUUCAAUUCUUAACAGUGAUCAUUUUCAAGCCCUCCUCUGGAUUCAUGAUAUUGUUGCUAAUAAACAAUAUGAACCUUGUCUUCCUGAAGAUUAUGAAAAUUCUUCGAUGGAUUUUUCUUCGAUUGAUGAUGAAUUGGCUUCUGUUAAAAUUGUCCAGGUUAUCAAAAACCAGGAGCCAUUAGGUGCAACAAUUAAAUUUGAGGACCAAACUGGCAACAUCGUGAUUUCUCGAGUUAUCCACGGAGGUGCUGCUCACCGCAGUGGUCUGAUCAAUGUCGGUGAUAGUAUUCAUGAAGUCAAUGGCUACAGUCUUAAGGGUCGCUCUUUCAUGGAGAUUCUUUCCAUGUUGGAACAUGAAUGUAGAAACAGUGUUAUCUCAUUCAAACUCCUUCCUGGUUAUUAUGGUUCCUCUAGUCACUCCAGAGGAGAACUGAAUGUUAGAUUGAAAGCAUUGUUUGAUUAUUACCCAUCACAGGAUCCUAGUCACCCUUGCCCAGAAGCUGGUUUGGCUUUCAAGAAAGGCGAUAUUCUUCAUGUAGUAAAUAUGGAUGAAGAAGAUUGGUGGCAAGCUCGACGUGAAGCUUCAAUAAACGACGAACACCUUGACCCAUUCUAUUAUACAGUGAUACAAGCUGGACUUAUUCCUUCCAAAUCAUUACAAGAGAAAAGAAUGGUUGCUUCAAGAGAUAUCCGUGAUUUACGAGAAUACAACCGAUUGAAGCAUUUGAAAAAUAAUCAUCCUGUCAGAUAUAAAAUUAAAAGAAGCCUAAACAAGUAUCGUAAAGUUAAAAAGAUAAUGUACAGAGUUAAAGACGCAGAUGAAUUUGUGAGAGAAGAUAUUGUUACCUAUCUCGAAGUCGAUAUUCUGAAAUCUUCAACCAAUUCUACUUAUCGACCUCUAAUUCUUAUUGCACCAUACCCACUUGAUACUAAUCGCCUAAUCGACAAUUUAAUCGAACAUGAUUCAAGACUUUUUAGUCGACCUGUGGCACACACUACACGACAACCAUAUGAUUGGGAACGUGAUGGUUUUGAUUAUCAUUUUGUUUCUGUUCAAUGGUUUCUCAAUGAAGUCAAAAGCUCUCGCUUUCCUGAAUAUGGGAAAUUCAGGGACAAUUAUUAUGGUGUUCACCUUUCAUCAAUCAUUUCUAUCAUUGAAAAGGGCAAAUUAUGCCUUCUCAACCCAAACCCUCGAGCUCUUAAAUUACUUUAUACUCCAAAAAUCAAGCCAUACAUUGUUUUUUUACGACCAUCUUACGACCUUUUGUUCCAAAAGUCAUCCAAAUUCAUUCCUCUAUGCAUCAACAGUGACUAUCUUCCUGUUAAAACAAUUGAUCUCAAACAAAUGGCUUUAAACUCUAUGAAAUUGGAAUAUUUGUACAGUCAAUACUUCGAUCGCAUUUUGACUGUCGAAGAAGAGGAACAGAUAAUGAAAUGUCUUUUUGAUACAGUUAAACUUAUUAACAUUGAAGAUCAAUGGGUACCCGCUACAUGGAUAUCAUAAUAGCUAUCUUAAUUUGUAUUCAAUUUUCAAUGAUCAAUCACCAUUGCCCUAGUAUUUUAAAUUAUUUCCAACAAUCAAAUGGAAUCUGUCCUUUUUUAAUCCAACUGUAAUUUUUACUCAAUUCCUUACAUCAUGUAAUUCUAGUCUGAUAAAAUUAUACAACAGUAUCGUUCAACUUUACCAUGUAACAGGUAUUAAAAUAAAUUAUUCUAAUAAUUUUGAUCGAAAA
Messenger RNA from Tetranychus urticae (two-spotted spider mite), 2291 nucleotides. RefSeq names its product MAGUK p55 subfamily member 7-like. Gene Ontology annotation, molecular function: protein binding. Lineage: Eukaryota; Metazoa; Arthropoda; Arachnida; Trombidiformes; Tetranychidae. The record is from RefSeq and is a predicted model, not a curated record.